Messenger RNA from Doryrhamphus excisus (bluestripe pipefish), 2626 nucleotides. RefSeq lists its product as uncharacterized. Gene Ontology annotation, biological process: regulation of transcription by RNA polymerase II. Gene Ontology annotation, molecular function: RNA polymerase II cis-regulatory region sequence-specific DNA binding; DNA-binding transcription factor activity, RNA polymerase II-specific. The record is from RefSeq and is a predicted model, not a curated record. Gene Ontology annotation, cellular component: nucleus. NCBI's taxonomy places the organism in Eukaryota, Metazoa, Chordata, Actinopteri, Syngnathiformes, Syngnathidae.
UUGCAACGGCACAUCCGCUAUUUCACAUCACUUCCGCCAGGUCUUGUCGAGCACUCUGACGUUGGGUGCGUCUUUGCCUAUUUGCCAUUUUAUUUAUUGGGUCCUUUUGAUUAAGUUCACGUUGAUGGCACACAACAUGGACUCAAAAUCGCAGUUCAUUAUAAUCUCGUCUCAGUACAUUUGAAGCUUCUCAAGCUAGCUCAGCUCGCUAGCUGCUAACAAAGAGACGCGGAAGUUAGCAAGACAUGCUAAGCGUUAUUGUGUGAAAAUGUGUUCUGAGGCAAAGUUAUGAGCACUAAACUACUAAGCGGCGAGCUGCUGCCGUUGGAAAAAUAUUUGUAGUGCUGGAAAGAACCACAAUAAAGCGCGAGGACGAACUUUGUCAAACAAAAGAGAAGAACGACGACGGCAAGCCUCAAAUGGAGUCACAAAGAGAUGUCCGUGGAGAUCUUCCCUCUGAGCAGCAAGAGUGGAGCUCCAGGUGGGAGCAAGAGGAGCCAGAGCCCCUGAACAUUAAAGAGGAGGCGGAGCAGCCACAGGCCCCCUGCAUUAAAGAGGAGGAGCCACAGCACACCCACAUUAAGGAAGAGGAGGAGGAGCACAGCAUCAGCAUCAGCAAGUUUCCUGUGAUUGUUAAGGGUGAAGAUGAUGAAGGUGAAGGUCAGCGGUCACAGCUUGAUCACGGUCCAAGGGACGACAAGAGAGUACCGGAGUCAGACAGCCUCUUAGCUCCGCUGUCAGAUAGCGAUGACAUGACGUCUCAGUCUCCUGACACUGAUGAUGAAGACUCGAAAGCUGACAUGACGUGUCGUGCUGACAGCAAACGCUUGAAACGCUCGCACACGAGACAAAAAACAUUCAGCUGCUCGUUUUGCCGUAAAGCAUUUCUUCGAAAGGCACAUUUGCUGGCUCACACAAGAACACACACUGGUGAGAAACCAUUCUGCUGCCCGCUUUGUGGCAAACCGUUCUCCGAAAGAGCACAUUUGAUGGCACACACAAGAACCCACACAGGAGAAAAGCCCUUCUCCUGUUCCUUCUGUGAUAAAAGAUUCUCCACAAAGGGGCAGUUGAUCUCACACACCAGGACGCACACUGGAGAGAAACCCUUCUCCUGCUCCGUCUGCAGCACGGACUUCAGCGAUAGCUCGGCGUUGGCUCGGCACACGAGAACGCACACGGACAUCAGUGAAGAAGAUCUUGCCCUCGAGCAGCAGGAGUGGGGCUCCAGGGUGGCGAAGGAGGAGCCACAGCCCCCCCACACUAAAGAGGUAGAGGAGGAGCAAGUGUGGACUCGGGAGGAGGCCGACAUCAGCAGGGUUCCAGCGACUUGUGUGAUUGUGAAGCGUGAAGAUGAUGGACUCUCUCGAGGUGAUGUGGCCGCUCUUCGUGACAACAAACACUUGGGAUGUUCCCAGUGUGACAAAACGUUUGGUGACAAGAGACAUUUGAAAAGGCACAUGAGAUGUCACACGGAGGAAAAACCCUUCAGCUGCUCUUUUUGCGAUAAAAGAUUUCCUCGAAAUGAACAUUUGAUAUCACACACGAGAAUACACACUGGGGAGAAACCGUUUUCGUGUUCCGUCUGUGCACAAACGUUCUCGCAUAAAUCCAAUUUGACAACACACAUGCGAAGGCACACGGGAGAAAAACCUUUUUCCUGUUCAGUUUGCAGUGAAAGAUUCUCGCGAAAAAUCAGCCUGGCGAUACACACAAAAACACACACUGGGGAGAAACCCUUCAGUUGCUCGUAUUGUGCAAAAAUGUUCUCUUUAAAGGAACAUUUGGUCACGCACACACGAACGCACACGGGAGAAAAACCAUUUUCCUGCUCGGUCUGCAAAAUGAGUUUUAGUGACCGUUCGGCGUUGACUCGACACACACGCACACACACCGGAGAGAAGCCUUAUUCCUGCUCAGUGUGCGGUAAGAAGUUCUCUCUGAAGGCGUAUUUGGUGGAGCACACGGGGACGCACACGGGAGAGAAACCUUUUUCAUGCUCAGUCUGCAAUACGAGUUUCAGUUUCCGUUCGGCGUUGGUUCGACACGCGAGGACGCACACCGGUGAGAAACCAUUCGGUUGCAAGGAGUGUGAUCAAAAGUUCUCUGAUAAGAAGCGGCUCAACAAACACGCGUGUGCUGGUGGGCGGAGCAUCAGCACAUGAAAUCACGUUUACUGUAGUUGAUGUGAGCACAACAUGCACGAGGACGUAUCUUCAUGUACUUAACAUGUCAACACUGGCAUAACACAGCCUGUUGUCAUGGUAACCUGAAAGCUAGUAAUGGAGCCUCUCUUGGAUGCAAACGUUCCCGUAUGGUGUGCUCUGUUCCCAAUAGUUCCCAAUACUGGCUUCCCCCAAGCAGAGGAGGCUUUACCAAGUCAUUUAUAUGUCAGGUCCUUCUGCUGAACAUGAUGACCUACCUACCUAAAUGAAAUAAACGGCAGCUUCUGAUUUGUUUCUGGAAUGGCGACCACCAUGCUGGACCAUGUGUUAGCUCCAGAGCCUCCUUCCAUCCACUCAUCCUCACCAGGGUCGCGGGUAUGCUGGAGCCUAUCCCAGCUGUCUUUGGGCGAGAUGCUGAAUUGUGACGCACAUAAAAAAUGUUUAUUUUUUGACACUAAUAA